UGGACUCAAUUCUCUCCGCCCCUACAACCCCGGGAGAUUUAAAUUGAACCCCGCUAACGUUGACUGUCCUGAAGAACUGUUUUUGAGUGAAGUAUUCGCUUCUCCUUGCUUCUUUCUCGCGUUGUUGCUCUUGAGUUUUGUUUCCUUUCGGCUGGAAAUGGAGCGCGGUGUGCCAGCGGUUGGAGCAUGACAGGAGGGUUUCGUGCUUAUAAUCCCAGCACUUGGAAGACUGAGAUAAAAGAGUCACCGUGAGUUUGAGGACAGCCUGCACCACAUAGUGAGUUCCAGAUCGCCGUGGGCUCGAGUGAGACCCUGCUUGAAGAAGGAGGAGAACGAGCUGCAGAAACUGCUUCCCCAGAACGGAGGUGUGUGAAAUGUCUUCGUCCUCUAGGCUAGAGAUGGUAAGUGUGGAAGUCACCACAGAGCCUUGUCAUGCCAGGUGGGAAGUUGAGACAGAUGAAGUGGUCCUGCGGCGGCGGCAGAAGCAGAUAGACUACGGCAAGUGCACACCUGGGUACCAGAACUUUCUGCAGCAGGUCCCCAGGGCACAGCGACAGCCGGGUUUUCACCCUCAAACACCAAACAAAAACAGGAGGUACAGCCGCCGAUCCUGGGAUGCCCAGAUCAGGCAAUGGAGAAGAGCCCUGCACACCUGGGACCCCCCAAGCCAGCCUCUCCAUGACAGACAGGCUGAGGGGAAGGCAACAAAGAACUUCCUAAAGUCAGAGGAUUCUACUCCUUUAGAUGACCUCCUGGAUAACUGGCCCCAGGACCCAGAAUCCUCAGAGAAUUGGGACAGAGUCAAGAAAGAGGCCCAGUUUGCAUACUUGAAGGUUCUCGAUUCCUCCCCUCCGGAGCUCAAAGAUGACGAUCUCCAUCACUAAGACUACUACUGUUUACCUAUCCCAGAUGAGGGGGGACUCAAACUACUCAGAGUAAACAUUUGAUUUUUAGGGAUUUGCUGCUAUAACUGUAAUAAUGAAAUGGCUGGAAUUACCACUUUCUAACAGAUUAAAAACGGAAUCUGAAACUCUGCCUUACAGUGAUCUGAGCAUGAAAGCAUUUAUUGAAAACUUUUUUCUCAGCUGAGACCUCCAGUUUACAGCAGAAGAGCCAGGAACCUCUAUGGGCUUUCUUCCCUACUUACAUCAACAUUCAGUCUAUUGAAAAAGGACUUAAAACUUUGGUUGAGGUGGGAGGUGGUGAGAAUGGUGCAGACUUAAUAAAAAGGAGGUUUCCAGCUCCUGAAGAAGAAAUACAA
This is a messenger RNA of Mastomys coucha (southern multimammate mouse), 1261 nucleotides long. Its product is annotated as oocyte-specific histone RNA stem-loop-binding protein 2-like. Gene Ontology annotation, cellular component: histone pre-mRNA 3'end processing complex; cytoplasm. The coding region runs from base 375 to 884 and encodes 169 amino acids. Lineage: Eukaryota; Metazoa; Chordata; Mammalia; Rodentia; Muridae. The record is from RefSeq and is a predicted model, not a curated record. The transcript has 7 exons. Gene Ontology annotation, molecular function: histone pre-mRNA stem-loop binding; mRNA binding. Gene Ontology annotation, biological process: mRNA transport; mRNA 3'-end processing by stem-loop binding and cleavage.